This is a messenger RNA of Funneliformis mosseae, 447 nucleotides long. The record is from the annotation of a GenBank genome assembly. NCBI's taxonomy places the organism in Eukaryota, Fungi, Glomeromycota, Glomeromycetes, Glomerales, Glomeraceae.
AUGUAUAAACUUAAUGCUAUCACUCGGGUUAUUCCAAGGACUUUCUUGGGUAAUAGUCGGCUUGCCAUGCGCGUUGCUAAAGUUAGUCAACCUCUAACGUAUAAAGGAAUUCGUUUUUAUUCUGAUGCUCAUGAAGACGAAUCUUUUGAAGCGUUCACCGAACGUUAUAUUAAAUUUUUUGAAGGAGUUGACGAUCGUUUUGAAUUAUCAAGGGGUCUAAACAAUUGUUUUGCUUAUGAUUUGGUACCAGCGCCAUCUGUAAUUGAAGCAUCACUUAAAGCUGCUAGACGUGUUAAUGACUUUCCAAUUGCUGUUAGAAUUUUUGAAGGUUUGAGACAAAAAGUUGAAAAUGAUGUUCAAUAUAGUCAAUAUUUGGAAGAAUUGAAACCGAUUAAAGAAGAAUUGGGUAUUUUGACCAAAGAAGAAUUAGGUCUUCAAGAAAAAUAA